Molecule: messenger RNA, 1155 nt
Organism: Mytilinidion resinicola
Lineage: Eukaryota; Fungi; Ascomycota; Dothideomycetes; Mytilinidiales; Mytilinidiaceae
Exons: 3
Coding region: 232-774 (180 amino acids)
Source: RefSeq, a predicted model, not a curated record
CCGAUCUCUCCAAUUUUCACCCAACCCAUUGCUGACCAGUGUGGAUGACGUGACCAGGGCUUAAGAGCUCACUUCAGACUCUGAUCUCCUUCACCUCGCUUGCUUUAUUUCUCUUCUCGCUCUUUGACCUUCUUCAUCCCUCAGUCACCAGACAACCUUUUUCUUCAACGCUCAACUCCUACUCAACCCUGCUCUCAUUCUAUUUGAUCAAAGUCAAUCCAAGUCGUCAAGAUGCCGAUGAACUGGACUCCUGAGGCUGAUGCCAAACUGUUCGUGAAGGUCCUCAACGUCUCCAACAUCAAGCUAAGCCAGGACGUGCUCGAUGCCAUCGCUUCUGAAAUGAGUCCGGACUGCACUGGCAGAGCCAUCAAGGAGCGAAUCUUCAAACUGAAGCAGAAGGCAGCCGGUCCCGGCAAUUCUACUGCUGCAUCGACCACCCCUAGAGCUCCCAGAACUCCGAAGACCCCGCGAUCUGCCAAAGGCCCCAAGAGCACUCCUGGUACCGGUCGGAAGCGUAAGGGUGCCAAUGUCGCCGGCCCGCUCGACGAUGCUGGAACUGAUGAUGACGAGGACAUCAAGACAUUCGUGACUCCCUCCAAGCAGAAGACAGAGUAUGCCGACGAGUACGGUUCCACCGGCAGCCAGGACGAAAACCAGGAGAGCCCCUCAAAGCGCAUCAAGCGCGAACCAUCGAACGAAUUCGAGAGCGAGAUGUGGGUCCCCGACAACGCUCACGAUGACUUCGUCCGAGGUCAGUCUGGCGACCUCUUCUAAGCGCCUCUCUCGACGGCUGAUUGGGAUACGCGGGGUCUGGAUAAGAUGAACAGAGUCUAGUGGAUCGUAUGGGAACUUUCUCGGAUGAUUCUACUUCGACAAACCCAACAUCGUCUUAGGAUCAUUUGGGACGUUCGUAACGGCUGUCGACUCUUUGGAUUUCAGGUUAGCGUUUAGGGGUUAUCGGUCUCUUCACUCCUCCACUGCUUUCUUCUUCCCCAUCACGAUUCAUGAUUCACAUCACAGUUCGGCAUUACCCGUAGCAUUGAGUAUGGGCAGUUUUUGUUCUGGAGAAUUUCAGGAUCACCUUUGGACGGACUUCUAUCAGCACGAGGCUGCGCCGCCCUUUCUACAUAGGUAAAAAGUCAAAAGUACUGCACC